Molecule: messenger RNA, 1665 nt
Organism: Aspergillus campestris IBT 28561
Lineage: Eukaryota; Fungi; Ascomycota; Eurotiomycetes; Eurotiales; Aspergillaceae
Exons: 3
Coding region: 1-1665 (554 amino acids)
Source: RefSeq, a predicted model, not a curated record
AUGGGUUCCGAGUUGGGCAUUAGCGCCGCGUCCAAACCUCACCCAUCAUACGACCCAGUCAGUAUCUGGUGGGCAUGCUGGGCCGGCGUCUGGACGGCCGCAGUCGUGGCCGGCGUGGCCUAUCUCAUCGUCCAUCGUCACUCGCCCAUCCUGCGCAUCCGCGGUCUCGGUUUCUCGCUCGGCGCCAUUGUGUUCUUGCAUAUCUACUGGGCCAGUCUCCAGUUCGGAACGAUGAUCGGGCCCAUCAUGCCCGGUGACGCGCAGUACUGGCUCAUGGGCACCUACCUGCCCUGUGGGUUGGCCUUAUUCCACGCCUCGAACACCCGGUUCCUGCAUGUCGCCCAGAUGCAGAAGCGAUACGCCCACCCGGACGACCCCUUUGUCGCCCCGAUGACGGAUUCCUCGCGCCGUGACGGCUGGAUGGGCCGCUUUCGCCGUCGCGGCUACACCACGCGGUCUCUGAUCAUCGUGGGCGUCGCCAUCGCCCUGCAGCUGUUUCUCACCCUGCUCAUGUGGCUCAUUUCCCGCAAGUUUCAUCGCACCUGGGGCAUCCCAGGCACCGAGGUACACGGGACUCCGAUGGAGCAGUUGACAGCCAUGGGUCAAGGCUGGGAAUGGUGGUCCACCAUCGUCGGACAGUUCUUCUGGGCCUGGGUCGUGGGCCCUAUCGUCCUCUGGAGGGCGCGUCACAUCCGUGAUACGCAGGGCUGGCGCACGCAGACCAUCGGUUGCGUGCUUGUCAGUCUCCCUGCCACGCCCAUGUGGCUGAUCGCGCUUUACGUUCCCGCCAUGGAGGUGGUGAACAAGUACUUUAUUCCGCCGCAGUGGAUCUGUCUCUCCAUCAUCGGACUCGAGAUAUUCACCGUCUUCCUCCCUUGCUGGGAAGUGAUGCGCCACCAGACUCUCUGCCAAGAAACGCUCGACGCCAUCGCCCAGUGGGAGGCCAAACACCGCGUCGGAAAAGAGGGAUCGGCUAUGAGCGAGGUCACCACGGCAGUCGACUCAAUCCUGUCCGGCAGCCACCAGUCCUCCACCGGCUCCGCCGAGACCAAAAGCAGCGCCCGCGACAGCAUCCUGACCAUGGGCGCGCUGGAGCUCGUCCUCGACCGCAACCCCGCCCCGCUGCAGCACUUCGCCGCCCUUCAUGAUUUCUCCGGCGAGAACGUCGCCUUCCUGACCCACGUCGCCGCAUGGAAAGUCCCCUGGCUGCCGCCGACAGGUCCGACGUCCGACGACCCCGACGACCCGCUCCUCCGUGACGCGUUCCGCCGCGCCCUGCACGUCUAUGUGACGUUUGUUAGCGUCGCGCACGCCGAGUUCCCCAUCAACCUCUCGUCGCAGGAUGUCCGGAAACUGGACCGCGUGUUCGAGGCGCCCGCGCGCCUUGUCUAUGGCGACCACGCGGCGACGGACCCCGCCACGCCAUUCGACGGGUGCACCUUCGACGUGCCCCCCUCGCCGACCGGGUCCGGUGAAGGGGACGAGACGCUCCUCUCGAGCGCGCCGAUGUACUCGGGCGCGGUGCCGGCGGGGUUUAGCGCGAGCGUGUUCGACGAUGCCGAGGAGAGUAUCAAAUACCUGGUUUUGACCAACACGUGGCCCAAGUUCAUCAAGUACCGACGGAGCUCGACAGAUAGGAGCAGUCUGGGGACUGAUAUUGUCUAG